AUUCGCAAGCUGUUACUUCAAUCUUUUUUUCUGAACAAACUGAACAACUUAUGAUUGGAUCGUUAAAAAUUACAAACAAUUUAAACAAAAAUUAUGAUAAAAUUUUUGAGGAAUUGCUUUUAAAAAAAAUAAAUAACUUUGAUAUUAAUGAUAUUCAUCAAAAAGUUAUUGAAAAUAUUAAAAUAAGAUGCAACUUUGAUAAGCCAAAGAUAGUAAUUUUGAAUCCUG
Molecule: messenger RNA, 228 nt
Organism: Racocetra fulgida
Lineage: Eukaryota; Fungi; Glomeromycota; Glomeromycetes; Diversisporales; Gigasporaceae
Source: the annotation of a GenBank genome assembly